GGCUACGUGACCCAAUCUUAUAGAAUGGGUAGCCAAACAGCAAACAGCACCUGUUCUAACAGAAACCUAACAGGUUGAAAAAACCACACAGAACAGAAACAACACAAAAACGAGUAGCAUGCACUACAGGCAAUGCAGGUUCUUCUUCCUCUUCACCACUCAGCAAUCCUUAUUCGCAGUUCUUGUUUGAAUAUAAGGCGCUUCUCUCUCGCAAACAACCAUUCUCAAUCCUUCAAACCUGCCUUUCCUUUUCCUCCUAAUAACUACCAAUGCGACGAGUCUCAGCUCCUUCACUACCUUACAAAAGGGUUACUUCACGAAGCACGAAAUAUGCUUCACUAUUUUCCAUAUGGAAACCUCCACCGUCGUGUUGUUCGUUGGACCUCUUUGCUCACCAACUAUGCAAAACAUGGUUACCUAGAAGAAGCUCGAAACCUGUUUGACAUAAUGCCUCACAGAAAUAUUGUCACUUACAAUGCAAUGUUGUCUGCAUAUCUGCAAUCUGGUAUGAUUGAUAAGGGUCGGAGGUUUUUCAAUGAUAUGCCGGAGAGGAAUGUUGUUUCUUGGACUGCAAUGGUUAGUGGGUUUGCUGAUGCGGGGAGGAUUGAAGAUGCGAGAAAGGUGUUUGAUGAAAUGCCUGAGAAGAAUGUUGUUUCGUGGAACUCGAUGGUGGUUGGGUUGAUUAGGAAUGGUGAUUUGGAGGAAGCGAGAAAAGUUUUUGAAAAUACCCCUUUUAAAAAUGUGGUGUCUUGGAAUGCUAUGAUUGAGGGUUAUGUUGAAAAUGGUAGAAUGGACGAAGCAAGAGUUUUGUUUGAUCAAAUGGGUUAUUGGAAUGUGAUCACUUGGACUAGUAUGAUAUCUGGGUAUUGUCGUGUGGGUGAUGUGGACGAGGCUUGUUGUUUAUUCCGGAGUAUGCCUGAGAAAAAUGUUGUUUCUUGGACUGCAAUGAUUGGUGGGUUCACUUGGAAUGGAUUCUAUCGAGAGGCGUUGUUGCUUUUUCUUCAGAUGAUGACACUUUCUGAUGCAAAGCCUAAUGGGGAGACCUUUGUUUCUCUUGUCUAUGCAUGUGCUGGCUUGGGGUUUCCUUGUCUUGGCAAGCAAUUGCAUGCUCAGAUGAUUGUUAACAGUUGGAAGCUUGAUGAUUAUGAUGGUAGGUUAGGGAGAAGUCUUGUUAGGAUGUACUCUGUGUGUGGGCUGAUGGACUCUGCACGCAGUGUGUUUGAAGGUGAUCUGAAAAUUUGUGAUGAUCAGUCUUUCAAUUCUAUGAUAAAUGGUUAUGUUCAGGCUGGUCAGUUAGAUAAGGCUCAAGAGUUGUUUGACUUGGUCCCUAUUCGAAACAAAUUUUCCUCGACUUGCAUGAUUUCUGGGUAUCUUAGUGUUGGACAAGUAUUGAAGGCAUGCAAUCUCUUUGGUGACAUGCCUGAAAGUGAUAAAGAUCCCAUUGCAUGGACUUCAAUGAUUUAUGGGUAUGUCCAAAAUGAGCUAAUUGCUGAAGCGAUCAGCUUAUUUGCUAAAAUGAUGGCUCAAGGUGCUUCUCCUAUAAAUUCUACUUAUGCUGUUCUUUUUGGAGCUGUGGGAUCUGUUGCAUAUCUUGAUUUGGGGAAGCAAUUACAUGCUAUGCAGUUAAAGACUGUUUGUGAUUAUGAAUGUGAUGUGUAUCUUGAGAACUCUCUGAUUUCGAUGUAUGCAAAAUGUGGGGAGAUAGAGGACGCGUAUAGGAUAUUCUCAAACAUGACUGGUCGAGACAAAAUUUCGUGGAACUCCAUGAUCAUGGGCCUUUCGGAUCAUGGAAGAGCCGGUGAAGCUUUGAAGAUGUACGAAACCAUGCUUGAAUUUGGGGUAUACCCAGAUGCUGUUACUUUCCUUGGUGUCCUAACAACAUGUGCUCAUGCUGGUCUUGUUGAUAAAGGGUGCGAGUUGUUUAGUGUUAUGAUCAAUGAUUAUGCACUUCAACCUGGCUUGGAGCAUUAUGUUAGCAUGAUCAAUCUUCUGGGCCGAUCUGGAAGAGUGAAGGAUGCAGAGGAGUUUGUGUUGAGGCUACCUGUUGAACCAAAUCAUACCAUUUGGGGGGCAUUGAUUGGAGUGUGUGGUUUGAGUAAAAUAGAUGUAGAUGUUGCUAGGCGUGCAGCCACACGACUGCUUGAGUUGGAUCCUCUGAACGCACCAGGUCAUGUGACCCUUUGCAACAUUUACGCUGCAAAUGAUUUGCACAUUGAAGAGACGAUUUUAAGAAGAGAAAUGAGGAUGAAAGGUGUUAGGAAGACACCUGGAUGUAGUUGGAUAUUAGUGAAGGGUAGAGUUCAUGUUUUCUCGUUGGGAGAUAGAUUAGAACCACAAGGAGAAUAUAUGUUGCUACAUAUUUAAGAAGAAGAAAAAAUAUACUUUUAGCCUAACAUAUGUACAUAAAAAGGUUGUUUUUGGCACACAAAGAUGUAACUGUAAAGUGAUAACUGACAAAGGUAACAUCCUUGUUAUUUCGCUAACACCAAGAGUAGUUGCUUAGGGUACAAAUUAGACGCCUCUUGAAUUCUCACGUCUCUGUCAAAUUCACCACAAUAAUUAUGAGUUUAUCGUUUUGGCUUGAAUUUAUUUCAUAUUUACACCAAAUACAAAUCUCACAUUGUAUUUGGUGGAUCGUCAUCUAUCAUGAGUUGAGACUUGAGAUCCUCUUUAUUUUUCAAAAGAAAUGGACGACUUUAUUUUAAAAAGUAGUACUAGUAA
Molecule: messenger RNA, 2721 nt
Organism: Trifolium pratense (red clover)
Lineage: Eukaryota; Viridiplantae; Streptophyta; Magnoliopsida; Fabales; Fabaceae
Product: pentatricopeptide repeat-containing protein At1g32415, mitochondrial
Exons: 1
Coding region: 133-2364 (743 amino acids)
Biological process (GO): RNA modification
Molecular function (GO): protein binding; RNA binding
Source: RefSeq, a predicted model, not a curated record